Molecule: messenger RNA, 294 nt
Organism: Gaeumannomyces tritici R3-111a-1
Lineage: Eukaryota; Fungi; Ascomycota; Sordariomycetes; Magnaporthales; Magnaporthaceae
Exons: 2
Coding region: 1-294 (97 amino acids)
Source: RefSeq, a predicted model, not a curated record
AUGGACGGACUGGCACGCUGGCCCGCCGCCGGCCCCAGCUUCGACACCUCCCAACCCAACGCCGAAAGAGUAACACCCUUCCGAUACGCCCUGCUAAAGUCAUCUUCACACUUUCGCAUCCUCCGGUUGAAAUCCGUCUACGUGGACGCUUCCAUACCGUUCAACCAGCACCUCCAUGGCUCCCUGGUCGAGGUUGACUCCAUCUGCAUCAACCAAGGGUCCGACGCGGAGGCGCUGGCCGAGCGGAGCGGCCAGACCGCCAUGAUGGACUUGAUCUACCGGUCGGCGCGGUAG